AGGUGCUGGUAGUACAUGAGAGAGGGGAUGUGUGCUACUGAUUGUCUGUGAGAGGGGAGGGGGGCAGAGACACGCAGAGAGACAGAGAGGGUUAGAAGAGGGAGAAAGGAAUUCAGAACUGUUUAAAUGGGGAUCCAGAGCGCAGCGCGGACAGCGGCUGCGGACUGAGCCAGCAAAACAAAAACAACAACAGAAAAAGUGGAGACAGGUUUAUUUUACGCACGGGAAAAGUGGGAAGUAAUUGGAGGAAAGGAGAAAGAAGCAUGGGAUUUUUUUUCCUCUAAAUGUGUCCUGUUUGACUCUCAUGACUCAGAGAGGAUUACUGUUAAACUCAGCCGCUCUGCAGGAAUUGAUGGUGUUUUCUGAGAGAAACGGAGCGGAGGCGAGGAAUCUGAAUGCGCUCGGCUGAACCAUGCCAGGCUUGUGGGUCCUAACUUUGGCACUCGCUUUCAACCAAGUGUGCUGUGUGCGAUUCUCCCAGGAGCCGGCCGACCAGUCAGUGGUGCUGGGAGAACGAGUGGUGCUGUCCUGCGUGGUCUUCAACUACACGGGCAUCGUCCAGUGGACCAAGGACGGCUUGGCUUUGGGCGUCGGAGAAGGUCUUCGAGCCUGGCCCAGGUAUCGCGUGCUGCGGGCGCUGGACACCGGCCAGUUCAAUUUGGAGAUCUCACACGCUGAGCUGUCAGAUGACUCCCUGUACGAGUGUCAGGCCACGGAGGCCGCCCUGCGCUCCAGGAGAGCCAAGCUCAACGUGCUUAUCCCCCCUGAGGAUCCGGUGGUGGAGGGAACGCCAGAGCUGCUGCUGAUGGCUGGAACUGCAUUCAACCUGACCUGCGUGACCCGCGGGGCCAAGCCUGCAGCUCACAUCCAGUGGACCAAGAAUGGCAUCCCUGUGGAGGGAGCACACCACUCUACGGAGGUGCUGCCAGACAGGAAGAGAGUGACGAGCCGGAGCUAUCUCCCCAUCACUCCAGUUGACACUGACAGCGGCAGCAAUUUCACCUGUGUGGCCAGCAAUCCAGCAGUGCCAAUGGGCAAACGAGCCACUGUCACUCUCAACGUCCACCACCCUCCCACUGUGACCUUGUCCAUCGAACCUCGCUCUGUCCUGGAGGGAGAAAGAGUCACAUUCACCUGCCAGGCCACCGCCAACCCGCCCAUCAUGGGCUACAGGUGGGCUAAAGGUGGCGUGCUGCUGGAGGGGGCCAGGGAAAGUGUGUUUGUCACCACAGCAGAUCAUUCAUUCUUCACUGAGCCCGUGUCAUGUCAGGUGUUCAACGCAGUGGGAAGCACCAACGUCAGCAUCCUCGUGGACGUGCACUUUGGUCCAAUUCUGGUGGUGGAGCCCAGACCAGUAACAGUGGAUGUGUACUCAGAUGUUACUUUGAACUGCAAGUGGGCUGGAAACCCUCCUCUUACCCUCACUUGGACUAAAAAGGGCUCCAGCAUGGUUCUCAGCAACAACAACCAGCUGCAUUUGAAGUCAGUGAGCCAGGCCGAUGCAGGCCAGUAUGUCUGCAAGGCCAUCGUGCCGCGCAUCGGAGUGGGAGAGAUCGAGGUUACGCUUACUGUCAACGGCCCCCCCAUCAUCUCCAGUGAUCCAGUUCAGUACGCUGUCAGAGGUGAAAAAGGAGGGAUCAAGUGUUACAUCGCCAGCACCCCCCCACCUGAUAAGAUUGUUUGGGCGUGGAAGGAGAAUGUUUGGGAGAAGGAGAAAGGCACUCUGAUGGAGCGGUACACGGUGGAGCAGAGCAAACCCCAGGCCCAAGGCGGCGCCGUCCUCUCCACCCUGACCAUCAACAACGUCAUGGAGUCCGACUUUCACUCCCCGUACAACUGCACCGCCUGGAACUCAUUUGGACCUGGAACCAUGAUCAUUACCCUGGAGGAGAAGGAUAUUGUUCCAGUGGGAAUUAUCGCCGCUAGUACAGUGGGCUCCUCCAUUCUGCUGCUUAUGAUUCUGCUGGCACUCGCCUUCUUCUUCUACCGCCAACGCAAAGGCAGUCGCCGAGGUGUCACACUCGGUAAACCAGACAUCAAGGUAGAAACAGUCCACAAAGAGACCCACAGCCUGGAGGAGGAGGCAGCCAACGUCUCUACAGCAACCAGAAUGGUCAAGGCCAUGUACUCCUUUUUGCCCUCUGUUUCCCUCUCUCCCUCCACUCAGCCAUUCAAAGACGACAUGGACCUGAAGCAGGAGAUCAGGAGCGAGAGCGACACGCGGGAGGAGUACGAGCUCAAGGAUCCAACUAACGGCUACUACAACGUCCGAGCCACCACCCACGACGAGGCGCGACCCCAGUCCCGUGUCGUCCACUACCAGGGAGAGUUUCGUCCCCCAAACCCAAACACCGGGCCAGGCGGAGCCACAUCCGGCGGACCUUCAGCUGCGGUCAGCGGUGCGGUUCCUCCCAGCGCGGUGCCAGGCUCCAGGGCAGGCUGCUACGACCCUCGCCCGCCCUCCAGGAUGUCCCACGCUACCUACGCCCAAUUCAACACCUUCUCUAGGGUGGCACAGAGGCAGGAAGCUCCUCCAAAUCCUGCUCUCCCGUCACCCGGAGAUUACCCCGGAGGAGACUGUGGCCUGCUGGACAGCUCCACCCAACUGCCAUACGACAGCUACGGAUAUCCCUCCCAGUAUCCCAGCUACCGCAUGGGCUUCGCUCCCACCAUAGAGGAAGGGCCGGCCUAUGAGAUGUACCCGACGGGACAGGGGACCGGGUCGGGCCCGGGAACGGGACAGCAAAGUCCUGAAACAGGGUUGGCAAAGUACGGGAGCUCCACCCGCUUCUCGUACUCGUCCCCUCCGUCUGACUAUUCUCACAGACACACGCAGCGAAUGCAGACUCACGUGUGAGGAAACUUUCCUGGAUUUGCUUUCGGCAUCAGCAGUGUUUUCACAUCCCGUGUAAAUCCUCCCGUUCUGUGCGUGGAUCUUCAACAAUCCGUUCUCCAUUGCAAUCACCGCAUGGAAAAUCUUUUUUUUCUUUUCAACAACAGUGUGACACCCCAACAUUUAGGAAAGAAGCAAUACAUGCAGAGUGAUCUUCACCCUGAUCCACGCAGGCCUCCUGUCUGCUGCGGUUACCCAUCAACAAAAGCAAAAGCGAGAUUCACAAUCAGGAGAUGAAAAGAAGAACAAGAAGAGCACUUUGCCAACUUGGACCACCUCUCCUCACACCCUCCUGUCUCUGUAAAUAAUGUGAAACUUGGGCCAUUUUAAAGUUAUAUUUCUUGUAUAAAUAUAUAAACAGCAAACCUCUCAGCAAGCCACACUUUUUGCAUUUUCUGACUUGCAUUGCUGAACACAAAUCCAGACAUACAACCACAUUUCUUUUAAAAAAAAAAAUGCAUCAAAGGGGCAGCUUGGACUAUGAAUAUAGCUGGCACUUUUCAUUAAAACUUGCUUAAUGGCUUUUUUUCUUACAUGAUCUACCUUGAUUUGAGUGGGACAGCUCGUCUGGAGUGAUCAGAUUGCCAGUUCCUAUGUGCCAACACACACAAAAAGAAUUAAAUGGUGUCUUUUCUUUUUCAAAGCGUGGACAGUGAGGUGCUCCGGGUGACAGGAUACUGUACAAGACAAACGGAGCAGUAGCAAGCGUCUCUUUGCUCCUUCUCCUCCUCGUAUUGUGUUUCUGUCAUCAUCACCCAUUUCUAUACCUAAUAUUUCAUCUAAAGUCGAUGCUAUAGAUAGUGUUUGUGAAACAAGGUGUGGUGGGAGCGCCUUUUCAUUCUAUACAUUUCUGCAAUUUGUGCAAAAAGAUACCUCCCCUAUCUUCAAGUGUUCAAAAAAUAUAUAUUUGUUUCUCUCACUUGCACAGUAGAAUAGAUUUUUUUCCAUAUUUAUACUGAAGCAUAUAACAGAAAAACAAACAAAAAAAAAAACAACGGCAUUCAGAAACAUUUUAUAUUUAAUAUUUUUAUAAGGAGUUGUGGACCAAAGGUUCAGCAUUUUGGGCGACGCUCACUUUUUAACGAGUAACGCGGCGUUACGGUCGGAAACGGUCCGAGUUCCUUUAAAAUGAAACGGUUUUUAAUGUUGUAGGCUUAACGUAGAAAACUUAAAGAGCUUCACCUCGAAAUGACAAGUAUCCAGCCGAUUCCUGCUACGGAUAUAUUUGUUUGGCGUGAAACUCUUUCUUUGACUUCCUGUCUUCUGACUGGACUGCCUUUUUUCUAAAGCUGGUGACGACAUUCAAAACGACGGGCUUGGAGCGAGCAGCUGCUCGGUUGGAGCGAGAAGGUUUAAAUGUAGUCUAACAUAUCAAAGUGAGGUAGAGAGGGUUCUAUCUAGCUCAUAUGGUACUUUGUACUAUUUGUAAGUAUGCUGAUUUUUUUUCUCUGCAACAGAAACUCUGCUGGUGUCUUAUGUCUAAGAUUUUUCAUCGUGUCAUGUCAGGUCUUGGUGUGCAGAUCUGGCCUUCAAAGCAGAACUUGGUACUCGAAACUUGAAACUCUGAGGGGAUAAAUCAUGCAAGUUCCUCUCCCUCCUCUAAGUUGUGCUCAGUGAUGUUGUUAAACUGUGGAGAAAACUGUUCUGCUUAAACAUACAGCGCCCUCUACAGUCAAAAGAACCCCUUGUAAAGAUAUGUAAAAAGCCUAAUUAUAAAGGCAUAUUUUAAUUGUUGUGGCAUAAUCUCAGUUUGAAAAUGUUUUAAAAAUCCAUUUAUUAAUUUGAGUACAUUUGUUUCCUGAGAGAAAAAUAUCCAGCACUGAUAAAUAAUUUACUGAGGGAAUCAUCUGGAUUCCCUUUGCUCCACUUGGUGAGUCAUGUCUGAUAUUUGUCCAUGUUCUUUUGAUCAUUAUUCUGCUAAAAGACCCAAUGAUGAUCUAUGUUCCAUUUUUCUGGCAGAGCAAAUCAGAUAUUAAUUCAGAAUAUCCUGGAAUCUCAAAGAAUUCAUAAUGCCAUGCACUUUAAAAUCAACCUUUCGACAGUGAACAUUCCCCCAGCAUCACAGUGGGAGGAAGUUGUUUUCUGCACAUUUGUCUUUCCUUUCACAUGAGAACCCUGCAAACUGGUUGCCAAAAUGUCCAAAGCGUUUAGCAAACUCUGCAUUUUGACAUUUGUGAUGGUAGGACAGAAACAAACAUGUUUUCCUGCAUGUCUCCAAAACAACAAAAUGCCAGUUAGGUUUCCUUCAUUGUGGAGAUUUCUUAAUUUAUUUUACCUCCCUUACCAUCGUUGUACAUGUUAACAAGAUAAUCUUGGAUGCUUAUGCAGCAUUGUUUGGUCUGAAGGUUUAGUCCUUUUUUCAGGAGUGUUUACAUGUGAUGUCACUAUUAUAAUAAAAAGGUUAUGGAUAAAUACUUCGAUAAUCCCAGACGCCAUAAAAAAUUUCCAGUUUUAGUUUUCAGGAAAAAGGUGAAAACAAUGAUUUUAAAAUAAAUUAUUAUUCCUCAGUGUGAGAUUAUUUUUCUCUGCUUAAAUGUACUUAAAUUAAGUUUUUCACAUGACCCCCAUUUCUUAGCCAAAAUCUCUGGAUUGUAAUUUUCUUACACCUCAGUGAGGUGUCGGUGUCGACUCAAACGGAUCAAUGUAUUUCUUAUUAUAGUUUCUAAUAUCAGCUAUUAAACCCCUCAGGUUUAAUACUAGAGCAUUUAAGCUUUUUGUAUACUAAGUAAAUGAAAAACGGAUUGAUUUUUUAUUUAUUUAUUUUAUCCAAAAAGCCCCCUGUCCCCCAGUGGAUUGAAGUUAUUUAUGUUUGCACUCGGAGCUUAAUGAGAUUCGACUAAACUGCUCUCUUCAUCAUCAUACCAACUCAAAACGUCACAUUUUAUGGCGACAAGAAUUUGUUUAGUGGAAUACAAGAAAAGUGCGUCAAUAAUCACGAUCCCAACGUUAUAAGCUUCCACCACAUUAAGUUUGCUUUUUUUCUGGACGAACAUGAAAGACAAUAAACCUUUCUACUGCACCCAUCAGGAAUAGAUUCUAUCUUUAAUUUAAUACCUUUCCAAAAGUUCCCAUCCUGCAAGCUUCACUGAGCAGGUAAAUUUAAAAGGUGCAGAAAGCAAUAAGGAGUCACUCACUUGUAUCUGUAUUCUACAUUUUGGAGCAGUUAAAAAUGAUUGUGCAUUAAAUAAGACCCCUGGCUGCAGAGGCUAUCAGCCACUCCAGAAGUAAUCAUUGACUGUUUAUAUUUAUCAGUCGCUCCAUCAACCCUUCAUGGUAUAUUAUGGUAAUUGUCUGCAGAGGGGCUAUAAAAAUGUGUUUAUAGCUCUUGUUUUCUAUAAAGGCAGAGAAAGAAAACCUCAGCCACGCUGGUUUGUAUCUCGGAGGCAACCUCGCAGCUCCAAGGUCACGAUGUAAACCAUGUCAGCCGGGGAAGGGCGGCAGGUGGAGCUGCGUUUUAAAUUUUAAACCGUUAUCACCCCCCGUGGAACUGCGCACUGUAAUCUAUUUACAGCCGUUUUACAGAGUUGUAGCUGAGCAGUAUUUUGCAUCUGACUUGCAAUCUUGUUACAACCUUGUGGAAGGAUGAGUGGAUUUGACGGAGAAGAUGCUGAGGCUGUUGCACGCAUAGCCAAUCCAUGCAGGUACUUGGGUGUUACCUGUGGUGACAUUACAGUCUGUUGACAUUACAGUUCAUAUAAAAUGUUAAACACACACGGCCGAUGCUGAGGUACAGCAGUGGAAAAAUAACUACAGGUUCGUCUUAAUACAUGAAAACAGCAUCAAACCGUAGCUGAAUUUGAAGGAAACAUGGACACUUUUACCUCAUUAGGUUGUUUUUCCGUGUCUUUUUCUUAUCCUCCGUGUGUUUUUCUCUGUGCAG
Messenger RNA from Poecilia reticulata (guppy), 6773 nucleotides. RefSeq names its product kirre like nephrin family adhesion molecule 1b (gene kirrel1b). Gene Ontology annotation, cellular component: cell-cell junction; plasma membrane. Lineage: Eukaryota; Metazoa; Chordata; Actinopteri; Cyprinodontiformes; Poeciliidae. Gene Ontology annotation, molecular function: cell adhesion molecule binding. The record is from RefSeq and is a predicted model, not a curated record. Gene Ontology annotation, biological process: cell-cell adhesion.